Messenger RNA from Anguilla rostrata (American eel), 1382 nucleotides. RefSeq names its product bile salt-activated lipase-like. Gene Ontology annotation, biological process: ceramide catabolic process; pancreatic juice secretion. Gene Ontology annotation, molecular function: retinyl-palmitate esterase activity; sterol ester esterase activity; triacylglycerol lipase activity. The record is from RefSeq and is a predicted model, not a curated record. NCBI's taxonomy places the organism in Eukaryota, Metazoa, Chordata, Actinopteri, Anguilliformes, Anguillidae.
GGAAUUAUGGGCUGUGGGACCAGCACGCCGGCAUCGCCUGGGUGCACCGGAACAUCAGGGCCUUCGGAGGCGACCCCGACAACAUCACCGUCUUCGGCGAGUCCGCCGGGGCCGCCAGCGUCAACUUCCAGCUCCUCUCUCCCAAAAACAGGGGUCUGAUCCGCAGGGGCAUCUCUCAGAGCGGGGUGGCCCUCAGCCCCUGGGCCGUGAACAGGAACCCGCGGGCGCUGGCAGAGGAGAUCGCCAUUAAGGUGGGCUGUCCCACAGAUGAGAAGAUGAUGCCGUGUCUGAAGAUCACAGACCCUGUGGCUCUCACUCUGGCUGGGAGUCUACACCUGAAGGGCUCUCCAUCCAACCCUCUCCUGUUCAACCUGCUGCUGGCCCCCGUGAUCGACGGGGACUUCCUGCCGGACGAGCCGGGAAACCUGUUCCACAACGCCGCCGACAUCGACUACAUCGUAGGCAUCAACAACAUGGACGGCCACCUCUUCUGCGGCAUCGACGUGCCCUCGAUCAACCAGCCCCUGCAGCCCACGCCCCCGGAGGUGGCCAUGGAGUUGCUGACUGCUCUGACCCGGGAGAAGGGGCCGGAGGCGGCCAGCCUCGCCUACAAGGAGUACACCCAGAGCUGGGGCUCCACCCCCAGCAAGUCCACCAUCAAGCAGACCAUUGCCGAGAUCGAGACCGACUUCAUCUUCCUGGUGCCCACCCAGGCUACUCUCUACCAACAUGCGAACAUGUCCAAAACCGGGCGCACGUACUCCUACCAGUUCUCCGUGCCGUCCCGGAUACCCUUCUACCCCAGCUGGAUGGGGGCCGACCACGCCGAAGAUCUGCAGUACGUUUUCGGGAAGCCCUUCACCACGCCCCUCGCCUACUUCCCCCGCCACCGCACCGUGUCCCGCCACAUGAUCGCCUACUGGACCAACUUCGCCAGAACCGGUGACCCCAAUAAAGGAGAGUCCGAUGUCCCCGUCGCCUGGCCUCGUUUCACCGGCUCAGGACACCAGUACCUGGAGAUCAACGAGAAGAUGAACAGGGACUCGGUCAGGCAGAAGCUGAGGACCCGCUUUGUUCAGUUCUGGUCCCAGACAUACGCCCUGCUCCCCACCAUCAAAAGCCCCUCGGCAGAGUAGUCGGCCUCGCGGCGGGAUUCCGGAACCUUCCCCGGGAGCGUUCCGUUCUCCGCGGCGACGGCAUGCGCCGCGUGUUCCGCUGGAUCCUGAGAAGCCGAGCGUAAUUCCUAAUGAUGCGGCCGCCUCUGGACCACCGUGAUUUUGCAAAGCUGGUACUGCUUGUUUGUAAGCCAAUGAGUGAUAAUACGUUCUACGCAUUUUCCCUCAAGCAGAUAAGCAAUGAGCAAUAAACCAAGAAAAGCAUGA